AUGUCGCACGCCAUGCGCCCAGGCGAGACCAUCGAGGAGAUCGACUUGAGCAACGAUCCCGAGCCUAUACUUUCUCGAAUCCAGAACCCUCACUUCGACGUUCAGCUGUAUGUCCUAAACCACCGACAAAGCCUCAAAAACAAAUCCACAGUCUGGCACCGAGACGCAGAUGGCUCUUUCCACGCUGUGGAAUGGACAAGCCGAUUCAUGUACCGUCGAGAUCGUAAACCUUACCUGGACAGAGAUGGCCAAGUCGAUCAAGAGUGGGCGAAUGAGAAGUGGUCACAGUGGUGUCAGCGUGACUUUCACCCAGCUGUCGAGGCCUAUACCGAGUACAACGAGCCAGCCCCCGAGAUGAUCGUACUCGGCAACGUGAAUGGCCAUUUACACAGUGCAGAUGACGCUCUGGAAAGAGCAUGGGAAAGGUUGUCUCACGCAAAAAUGACCCUUGAGCUUUCGAUCCAUACUUCAGGUCUGCACAGCUCCGGCCAUCUUUUGGCCCAGACAAGGGAUGUUAUGAAAGACAUCUUGGACGAUAUGGACAUUCAACUGCGCACCAUCAACGAAUCUCAUCGUGAAUCUACAAAUCAGUUGAACUCUCUAGAGCUUGCGAUCAAAGCACUUGUCAGAUCGAAGAACAUCGCCGAAAAGUCUAGAAAAAGAAGGGAAGAAGAAGAUGAGAAGAUGGUUGAUACGGUUAAGUUCCUCAAAAAGUGCCUGGACAACCAUUGCAGACUCGUCAACAUAGUUCUCGGCAAGCCAGAGCCAUUGGUACAGCAGGGUACCGAUCUUGUUCAAGCCAUGUUGUCCGAGAUGUUCGGCUUGCCCUUGCCAGCUAUCCAAGAAGCCGCAGGAGAGCCACAAAUUGAAGGAGAAAAGCAGCUGGAGUCAGAAUCUGAAGUCGAAGUCAUCUGGGAGAAGUUCGAGUCUCAAGAUCUCAUGGACAUUGAAGCAAACGAAUGCUCUGGAACAGAGUCGGACGAAUACAUCGACGAUACCAGCAGCGAAGAGACAGAGUCAAUCCUGGACACAUCGACAGACUACAAGAAAACGCUGAGACGUGAAAAGCGCGAAAGGGCGAGAGACGAACUGUACAACAAAUCCGGCCUGUCUAUCGUUCACGACGACGCAGAAGACCUGGAUUCUUCAGAAGGAGAAGAGCGCGCAAGAACCAAGCGCCAGAAGAGAAUUUUCGACAGACCCAGCGAGCCACCCAACGGUAAGCUUCCCAUACGCCGCGAGAUUCCUGUCAUGAGACAGACUACACUCUCCUUCGACAAGGUUCGCAAAAGCAGAAGACUGUUCUCUCGCAAGGAGUUGAGCCAGAAUGUGACAACUGGAGACCAAGAGGAAGCAGAAGUCACCUCUCCAGGUCCUGUCAGAAGAAACCCAAGAAGAGCUACUGUCAAAGCGCACAUUACCGCGACGAUUUUCAGUCUCGGUUCAACCGAAUGCUCAGAUCAGGAGUAUGAGAGUAACGCUUGCUUGCCAGACAUUGGCUGA
Messenger RNA from Aureobasidium vineae, 1503 nucleotides. NCBI's taxonomy places the organism in Eukaryota, Fungi, Ascomycota, Dothideomycetes, Dothideales, Saccotheciaceae. The record is from the annotation of a GenBank genome assembly.